Messenger RNA from Penicillium olsonii, 1944 nucleotides. NCBI's taxonomy places the organism in Eukaryota, Fungi, Ascomycota, Eurotiomycetes, Eurotiales, Aspergillaceae. The record is from the annotation of a GenBank genome assembly.
AUGUUGGAGGCAUUCGAGAUUUUGACCACCUCAGGUGUGGUGCUCUGGUCCAAGUCCUAUGCUCCAGUGGGCGCACAUGUCAUCAACGGCUUGAUCAACGACGUCUUUAUCGAGGAGAAAGUUCUGCCCCAAAAUACCUCAACAUCGGGAGUCUCGCCGGCAUAUAAGAAGGAGAAAUACACUCUCAAGUGGAAGAGAGUCAAGGAAUUCGAUUUGAUCUUCGUGGCCGUCUACCAAUCACUGCUCCACCUCGGCUGGAUCGACAAGCUUCUUGAGAAUAUCUCGACCAUCUUCAUAGAUCUCUACAAGGACCAAGUGAAAGGAAACCGCGCGAGAAUCCAGACCUACCGUUUCGAACCAUACUUUGACCAGCAAGUUCGAGAGUUGGAAGACGACACCGGCUUUGUGGAGGAACAUGUGCCAGAAGCAAGCGAGAAGAAAGAUUCGCUUGUCUCAUCAGAUAAUGGAGGACCCCCUCCCCCACCUGUUCCUGGCCUGGUGAAAGCGCAGCCUAGAGCUGCGCAAGCCGGGGCGACCUCUGACGAGGGUACGCCACCAGCCACACCAGAUAUUUCUAGAACUUCGACUCCCCAGGGCCAUCUUCUUACCGCUAAGGCCGGGCCUGGGGGUCGCGUCUCCCGCCGGGCUCGCAAGGCUGCUAAUGCGAGCCCCCACGCAUCUUCUGGCGAUGAAAGUAUCAGAAAGGGAAAGCCCGCCAAGAGCACUGCCAAGAAGAUGCGCAAAUGGGAUGCCAGCGGGAUGGCAGAUGAGGAUGAUGGGGAGAUUCUCGAUUACUCUGCUCCCGCGGAUGAGGGAGAGGUCGCUGCGCCGGCAGUGGAAGCCGUCUCCGCGGACGAUUGGGGUCGCCGGACGGGCAAGGGCCAGUUCGUGUUGAAGGAGCUUGGUGAAGAGGUCCAGUCUAUCUUGGAGCAGGCCGAUGCAGAGAAAUCCAAGGGCGCUGCUUCGUCGGGCGUUGUUGGCUCCGGUUUCAACGCUAUUGGAGGUUUCUUCCGUAACAUUGUUGGUGGAAAGGUCCUGACAGAAUCCGACCUUGAGAAGCCUUUGAAGGCGAUGGAGGAGCACCUUCUGAAGAAGAACGUCGCUCGUGAAGCCGCCGUCCGUCUCUGUGAAGGAGUGCAACGUGAAAUGGUCGGCAAGAAGACUGGCAAUUUCCAAAGCACCGACGCCGCCUUGCGAGUGGCGAUGGAAUCCUCCCUCCGCAAGAUUUUGACCCCAACUUCUUCCUUAGAUCUGCUGCGUGAGAUCAACGCAGUUGUCGCUCCCACGACCAAACAGCAGGCUCCUCGGCCAUAUGUCAUGUCCAUUGUUGGUGUGAACGGCGUAGGAAAGUCGACCAACCUGAGCAAGAUCUGCUACUUCCUGUUGCAAAACAAGUACCGGGUCCUCAUUGCAGCAUGUGAUACCUUCCGUUCUGGAGCUGUGGAGCAGCUCCGCGUGCACGCAGACCGCCUGAAGGAACUCAGCUCUCGUGAAAACGCCGGUGAUGUAGAAAUCUACCAGAAGGGAUACGGCAAAGAUGCCGCCAAUGUCGCCAAAGAUGCCGUCGACUAUGCAGCAGCCAACAAGUUCGACGUCGUGCUGAUUGAUACAGCUGGUCGCCGACACAACGACCAGCGACUGAUGUCUUCCCUUGAGAAGUUUGCCAAAUUUGCCAACCCAGAUAAAAUCUUUAUGGUGGGCGAGGCUCUUGUUGGCACGGACAGUGUCAUGCAGGCACGCAACUUCAAUCAAGCCUUUGGUCAAGGCCGCAACUUGGAUGGGUUCAUUAUCAGCAAAUGCGACACUGUUGGCGACAUGGUGGGAACUUUGGUCAGCAUGGUCCACGCUACCGGUAUCCCCAUUGUGUUCCUGGGUGUUGGUCAACACUAUGGAGAUUUGCGCGGGCUCAGUGUCCCCUGGGCUGUUAGUUUGCUGAUGAAGUAA